CUGGUCGUUUGCCUCCGAGCUGAGAGCGACACAUGAACGCAGUCUGACAGUUAGUGAAGUUUACUCUGUGCUCGGCCUUUCUCCGGCUCCUGACAUCUUUACCAAACCUUCAAUCUUCACCUUACCAACUCAUGACACCUCAGCCGGACUUCACGCUGUCAAAGUGACAACUUUGAGUUCCUGGAAGAAGCGGUGAAAAGGCUUACUACUCGUACGACUCCAUGUGCUCCCACUUCAUGAUGUGAGACUCAUGGCCGGACUGAAACUCAGCACUGAACAUCCUCCCUCCUGCAGGGUACACGGACUGCAUUCCUGUGUUUCCACUGUCCUUUGGAUCAUGUAAUACACCCCAACACUGGCAUUUCACUGUGAGCACAGCGAGAUCAAAUCCAGCUACAGGUCUGACUGAAUUAUCCACCAGCCUGGGAAUUUACAAUGUGAGCUCAUUAGUGACAUUUAGCUACCCUGGUUUGUGUAGGUAGAUCUGCUGGCCUGUGCUUGUAUUCUAUUUUAAGGUCAUUACUCACAGAUGACGAUAAUUCCACAGUGAACUUGACAAAAUGGCUCAAUCCUAGGUUAUAUUCUUUGCCGACGAUGUUGUAAUUUACCCUGUGUUGUUGCAAUGGCCGUUGCCACCCCUCUGGAGAAGGAUCAGCCUCUCCUCCAGCUCCAAAAAGUGGACUCUAGUCGAGUUGGAAGUUGCGUCCUCUCCCCCAUCCUGUCCUCCCCCACAGAAACAAACCAGCCUAUCUGCAUCCCCUCCCCUUACAAUGAUCUCGGCCAUGACUUUACCACCAUACCUUUCUACAGUCCAACUAUCUUCAGUUAUGCUGCUCCGGGUAUAUCAGACUGCCCCUCCGUCCAUGGGUCAAUAAGCCCGUCCAUAUUCUGGCCCAGCCAUGGCCACGUUGGGGCCCCCAUACCCCUACACCACACCCAGGCUCGGUCUCAGCACGGACAGCCGAUUCAGUCCCCAUCUCAAUGGGUGGAGCUGUCGCAGAUAGACACCGUCUUAUCAACCAGUAAAAGUGUGAGGAGGCGUUCUCAGGAAAACGAGGACGAGGUGGUGUCAUCCGGUGGGAAGGCAGACCUCCACUACUGUGCUGUGUGUCACGAUUACGCCUCAGGAUACCACUACGGCGUCUGGUCGUGUGAGGGUUGUAAAGCCUUCUUCAAGAGGAGCAUCCAAAGACACAAUGACUACAUCUGCCCUGCAACUAAUCAAUGCACUAUAGACAAGAACCGCCGUAAGAGCUGCCAGGCAUGUCGCCUUCGCAAAUGCUACGAAGUCGGCAUGACAAAGUGCGGUAUUCGAAAAGAGCGUGGAAACUUCAGGACCCCUCAGGCCAGACGAGUCCGACCGUCCUCCCAAAGCAGCACUAACAACCCAGCGGUGUUAAAUGGACCAGCUGCGGUUUUGUUGAGCGCACCCCGUCCUCCUGCACUGACCCCAGAGCAGCUGAUAGAGAGAAUAAUGGAGGCCGAGCCGCCAGAGAUCUACCUCAUGAAGGACAUGAAGAGGCCGCUGACUGAAGCAAACAUCAUGAUGUCGCUCACCAACCUGGCUGAUAAGGAGCUGGUUCACAUGAUCAGCUGGGCCAAAAAGAUUCCAGGGUUUGUCGAGCUUAGUCUGGUGGACCAGGUGCACCUGUUGGAGUGCUGCUGGUUGGAGGUUCUGAUGGUGGGACUGAUGUGGAGGUCAGUGGACCAUCCAGGGAAACUCAUCUUCUCCCCUGACCUCAGCCUGAGCAGAGAGGAGGGGAGCUGUGUUCAGGGCUUUGCUGAGAUCUUUGACAUGCUGAUCGCUGCCACGUCCAGAGUGAGAGAGCUGAAGCUGCAGAGGGAGGAGUAUGUCUGCCUCAAGGCCAUGAUCCUCCUCAACUCCAACAUGUGCCUCGGCUCCUCAGAUACCAGCGAAGAGCUGCAGAGUCGCUCUAAGCUUCUUCAUCUACUGGACGCCGUAACGGACGCGCUGGUGUGGGCCAUCGCCAAAACUGGUCUCACCUUCCGCCAGCAGUACACCCGCCUUGCCCACCUGCUCAUGCUGCUUUCACACAUUCGCCAUGUCAGUAACAAAGGCAUGGACCACCUCCACUGCAUGAAAAUGAAGAACAUGGUGCCUUUGUACGACUUGUUGCUGGAGAUGUUGGACGCCCACAUCAUGCACAGCUCCCGUCUGCCUCGCCAGCCCCCCCAGCAGGACUCCAAAGGCCAGGAGGAGGGUCCUGUGGGAAGCGGCCCCUCAAAUACCUGGACUCCCUGCAGCACCGACUGUAGAGGUGAACCGCAGUAGUCCUGUGAAGUGUAUUUAAACACUUUGCACAGUUGAGAAGAAAAAAGAGACUUUAACCUGAACUCUGCAGGGCGCUGAAGUCUGCGAACUCUAAAAGGUGAAUUUUAAUCUUUGACACUCGUGUGCACUGAAUCUGAUGAACUUUUCUAACCAGACAGACCAAACUUGCCAUAUUCAUUGCCUUACCACCACAUGAUGAAGCCAGAGUGAUACAGGAAGAGGAGCAAAUACACCUUAUUUGUCUAGUAGCACCAGCACUCCCUUAGAUAUUCACUUCAUAUGUUGCUGAGAUGAUUCUCUUGAGCUGAGCAGCUUACUGCAUAUCAGAUCAGAUGAACCAUAUUAUGUCCAGCACAAGAUGUUUCAGGCAUCACAGGAUUCCUUUGAAGAAAAACAAUGGAGACAGACCCGUUAGAGCAAAGAUUUAGAGCUUUUAGCUAGACAGUAUCAGAAAAACUCCAUGAAGCAUGCAAAGACAAUUAGAUAAAUACAGUUGUGCUCAUAAGUUUACAUACCCUGGCAGAAUUUAUGAUUUUUUGUGGCCAUUUUUCAGAGAAUAUGAAUGAUAAGAGAAAAUAUUUUUUCACUCAUGGUUAGUGGUUGGGUGAAGCAAAAUGUUUAUCUAACAACUGUGUUUACUCUUUUUAUAUCAUAAAGACAACAGAAACUACCCAAUAAACCAUACAUUCUGCCAGGGUAUGUAAACUUAUGAGCACAACUGUAUAUAAACAACAAUUUUUCAACAAUUGAAUCAGGAUCAGAGCUGUCACUUCUUUGAUCCUCUGUAUCUGGUGUUUCUCUGGAGGUCUGACUGAGAAUGCUGUGCGUCAGAUGAUAAAAAAAAACAUGGCCAUAAAAAAUAAUAUUUAUUCCUCUGUUUUGUACAAGUAUUCACCAGCUGCAACUACUUGAUGAAAUCCUUACAGAGAGAUAUAUUGCAUUUUAUUGACCACUUCUAUGAAAGGAAGUCAUGCCUUCAAUUAUUGAGUUAUUGUAGCUACAGAGAACUCACUUAACCAGAAGAAAACAAACCUUUCUAUCAAGUCAUUUAACCUUUAAAAAUGUUAAGCAACGAAAUUCCACACAAAACUUGAUUCAAAUUUAAAAUAAAUACAUGUAAUACAUGAUAAUAGAGCUAUAAUAAUUAGCUUGCCAAGUAUUUCAACAAGGAGAUGGACACUCAUCUCAUAUCUCUAUGCUAUAUAAUAAGCUACAGCUAACAGCUAGUUAGCUAUGCUUAGCUAAGUGUGUUGAUGAUACUAAAGUAGUAUGAUUAAGUCUUGAUAGUAUCAUCCUACAUUUUGGUGAUAAAGCUAAUAUAUGUAUUUAUUAAGAGUUAAAACGGAUUGACAAUUCUCAUUAUUAUGCUAAAAAUAUGAAGCUGUCUUAGCACAAUGACUAAACAAUUCUAAAUUGUAAUGGAGCAUACAUCUUAGAGGUUUAGCACUACAUUUUGGUAACCUAGCUAAUUAACUGAAGUGUAUGGGUUUUAUGAGAAGAUAGACUCAUCUUUAUCUUUCUGAUAAAUACAGCCAGCAGCUAGCUAGCUUAUCUAAACAGUCUGACACAGGUAAAAACAGCUAGCAAAGCUCUAUCUAAAUUUGACCAGUCUACAAACAGCUAUGAAGAUCAAUCAUUUCUAACAAUUUUUCACUUUUCUUAUCAUAUUUUUUUGUUCUUUCCUGUAAAAAAAAAAAAACCCAACAUAACUUGUAUACUCUUUUAAAAAAAUCGACUUUGUUCAAUCUUUAUUAUAAGCACAUAAAGUAGGCUUUAAACUUUGUUUGGGCAUCAUAUUUAGUAAGCAGGUGUAUGACAGUGUAUUACGUCCACUAUGAAAGAAUAAAACAAAUUAGAAUAAGUACAUUUUCAAGAGAAAAACUUAAAAAUGUUGAGUUUAUUAAGACGCAAAUCUAUGAGAAAUCAAACUCGAAAAUCUAACUCAAGCUGCCAUAUACCUACUUGACAACCUUAUCAAAUUGUACUUCCUACUUGGACUCAGCAAUAAGGAGACACUACUGAUUCUAGCCCAGAAUCAUCAAAUUAUUAUAAGCAUCUGGACUUUGAAAAGACAUUGCCGUAUAUUGGGGCUGUUCAGAAGAAAGCAGCACACUGAUCUGGAGGAGGUGAUUGCGUUUAUCUAACAAGAAUAAAUUAGAAUUAGUGCAUUAUCGAGAAAAAAACUUAAAAUUUAAAGUUUUCUUUCUCAAUUUUUUUAAAAUUUUACUUCCGUAAGUGGUCCUAAUACACUGUCGUACAGGUGUUUUAUUUCAAUCUUUUUUAAUUGUUUUCAAUGGAAGAAAGCAAACAUACUGAAUGCCCCUAAAAUAUUAUUCACAUUUUAUUUUCAGUAUCCUCAACAAAAAAUGACAUUUACUGUGAUAUGAGACUUUCUGUGGCAGGAAUGAUACGCUUGUGCCUUUUUGAGAAACUAUAAAUUGUGUUGGCAUUCAACAUGCUUUUAACUUUUGCUUAAAGUUAAAACAGCAGACAGUUUUUACUGUCCGUCACAGCUGUAGAGGUUCUUGCUUCUUGGUAUAAAGACAGAAAACCUCUCAAAAAGAAUAAGAUGAGAUCUGAAAAUGUAUACAAUUAGAAAGCUUGCUGAACAUGGGCUGUAUUGAUAAGGCACUUGGACAUGAUUCACUUAAAAUAAGCUAACUCAACAAAAUACAGAACAUCUGUAUUGUGGCUGUUUAGAGCUUUGUUGCAUCACAGCAGACCUCCUGUUGACCACUAGAGAGCGCUUCACGGCUCACACACUCAUUGGUGUUACUGUCAUACCUGUGAAAAAUCAUAACCACUAUUUCUCUUUUGACAACAUUGCACUCAUAAAAGUAAAGCUUUGCUUGGAGAAAAAGGGGUAUUAUUUUUGUAUCUUAAAACUUACUGCAGUAUCUUUUUGUGCACAUUUGUGAUGCAGCUUUGACAAUCAGGAUUAUUGUAAGAAGCAUAUUAACAUAUGUAGACUUCAGAAGCAACCCUCUAUGAGCACCAGUUCUGUCCUGUGCAUUCUGCCUUACUUCUGACCACACUGUUCAUCAGCGUAUAAUGAAAACUGUUCAAUCACUCUAUACUCACAUUUGCUCCAUGUACCUUUCAUGAAAAGAUGGUCAGACUGUCCCCAUCAUAUAUAUUCUUCAUGUCUAGGCCAGGCUGCAACAAUGGGGCAUAUCCAUGGUCUAAAACCAAGUCAGUCCUGACUUGAUUUAAUUUGUUCGAUCUCAUUCUUGAGCUGUACUCUCCAAAACUAGGCCUUCGUCUUUCUGAAAAUCUCCAAAGUCAGCUGUUGAAAGUUCCUUAAAAUUCCUGGGACUGCUUCAGAAAACUCCUUAGAAAGUUACGGAUAUUUCCCUGGAAAGUUUCUGAUAAUUCAAGGACACUUUCUGAGAAUCUCCAGAAAAUGUUCCUGGAAAAUCACAAUAUUUUCCCAGGAACGUUUUUUAAAAAUUCCCAAGAAAUUUCCCAGGAAAGUUGCCAAAAUGUUAUGACAGGAGAGCUUUGUAAAAAAUCCCAAAUAAAUCUCAGAAAAUGUAAUUUCCGAGAAUUUUUCUGAACAUUCUCUGGGAUUUUACUCAAAAUUUCCUGGAAAAAAUCUCAAAAUUAUGAAAAGAUUCCCAGGAAUGUUUCUGCCAAUUUCCAGUAAAGUCUCCAAAAAUUACCAAAUAAAAAUCUUUAAAUAACUAAGGAUAUUUCCUGUGAAUUGCAAGGAAAUUUCCAGAAACGUUCUGAGGAUUCAUACUGUUAAGCAAAAGCCAAAGGCAUGUUGGCAUUCACAUGGAUGAGCUCUGCUAAGACCAGACUCAGUUUAGACCAGCUGUACAUUGUUCAGAGACUGGUUCAACAAAAAAUAACUCUGCAGUUUAGGCCAGGUUUUGGUUAGCAAUUAUUUCAUCCCAGUCCUCAGGGUUAAAUUGUAUCAUUAAGUUGUUGUUGGUUAAACUGGUGUAUUGUCAGUCAGUUAUAAAACACAAGCUUCAGUUUGUUUAUCCACUUUGUAAAUCAUCAGCCAGUAUUGAAGUGUUUGGUCCCAGUUUUACUGUCCUAUGAAUUUUGCAGCUGGUUGUUUGUUCUCAUUGUAUGUUUAUACAUUUACAUAUUCUCUGUUUGUUACAUUAUAAAAUAAAGCAAACAUGUUAUACAGGUGA
Messenger RNA from Notolabrus celidotus (New Zealand spotty), 6441 nucleotides. It is a transcript of the gene esr2a, whose product is annotated as estrogen receptor 2a. The record is from RefSeq and is a predicted model, not a curated record. Gene Ontology annotation, cellular component: nucleus. Gene Ontology annotation, biological process: regulation of DNA-templated transcription; estrogen receptor signaling pathway; cellular response to estradiol stimulus. NCBI's taxonomy places the organism in Eukaryota, Metazoa, Chordata, Actinopteri, Labriformes, Labridae. The coding region runs from base 623 to 2293 and encodes 556 amino acids. Gene Ontology annotation, molecular function: steroid binding; nuclear estrogen receptor activity; sequence-specific DNA binding. The transcript is spliced from 9 exons.